UUAUAACCUUAAUGAAUAAAACAUACAAAUUAGCAAAAAAAACAAAAACAAAAAAAACAAGUUUAAAACUUAUUUGAUUAGAUAAAUAAUUAAAAUUAUUCAAAAUCUAAAAAAUAUAUUUUAAAAUAAAAUGAUAAUUCUUAUAUGUAUUGUGUUGUUAUCCGAAAUAUCUUUUAAUAGAAAAGUUAAAAACUAAAUUUAUAUAAUUGAAAAGAUAACACUGAGUGAUUUAUAAGAUUAAUCUAUUAAUAAUGAAUAUAGUGUCCAUUUUUUUUUCAAAAAAUUUAUACGUAAAAAUAUUCAAAUGAAAACAUAAAUAAUAAUUGGUUAAAAACAUAAAUAAUGAUUUAUCAUUAUAAUCUUUUAAUUAGUGAAAAUGUAUUAAUAAGUGUUUACAUAUGGGCGCAUGAAAAAUCUAGUUUUAUAUAUAUUUAUUAAUACAUACAUUACUAUUAAACACUAUAAUAAUAAAGUAUUAUUUAUAGUUCAAAAUAUUCCAAAAUUCUGAAUUUUUAAGUUUCUUAUGCAACACAUAUUUUUCUAUUUUAAAAAUAUACAAAUAUUAUUCUUUCUUCUAUAAACAAUCUUACUAUUCUAAAAUCAAUUAAAAUUUCAUUAACUCUAUAAUUUAUUUUUAGGGAAUUGCAAAUUUCUAUAUUAUUAAACAGAAUGAUAAAUAGAAAAUAUAUUUUGAAUAAAGGAAAGUGAUGAAUUAUGGAAAACUUAAGCUCUGCUUUUUCUCGUACCUUCCUUUUUGCGUUUAUCACUUCCCCCUAUAAAUACUCAAGUCUCUCUAUCAUUAACAACUACAAAUUUCAUUCUGACAUUCAAUCUCCUGACUGUAUUAUCAAACCCCCCCUAAGAGUUAAACCCAAUGGCGAUUAUCUCUGAGAUGCAAGAUGAGACGAGACAAGAGGAGAGUGUGCCUCCAAUGGAUCCCAUGGAGGUGGAGAAGCCAAAGAAAGAAAGCUUGAAGCCCACGGAACCCAUUGUUCCUAACAAAGGCAACGGGCUUGAUUUUGAGAAGUACUCAUGGACACAGAAUCUCCAGGAGGUCACAGUCACCAUUCCAGUCCCUAGCGGCACUAAGUCACGGUCUGUCACCUGUGAAAUCAAGAAGAAUCGUCUGAGAGUUAGUCUCAAAGGACAAGAUCCAAUCAUCGAUGGAGAGUUCUUCAAUGCCGUCAAGCCUGACGACUGCUUCUGGAACAUCGAGGAUCAGAAGGUCGUAUCGGUGCUCUUGACAAAGCAGGACCAGAUGCAGUGGUGGAAGUGCUGUGUGAAGGGGGAGCCUGAGAUUGACACUCAGAAAGUUGAGCCAGAGAGCAGCAAACUGUCUGAUUUAGACCCGGAAACCCGAAGUAGCGUUGAGAAGAUGAUGUUUGAUCAGAGGCAGAAGCAGAUGGGACUACCAACGAGUGAUGAGAUUGAGAAGGAAGAUAUGAUGAAGAAGUUUAUGUCUCAGCAUCCUGAGAUGAACUUCUCUAAUGCAAAGUUUAACUGAUCUUUUUCCUUGUUCUCUCUUCUUAUUUCUUAAGCCAGUUUUGUAUUUGAACUAUCAUCUUGUUAUGGCUUUACGAUAUUGAAUCUACCCGUCUGGUUUUGUUCAAGACAGUUGUUAUUCGUUUAAUAAACCAUUAUGGAAAAAAUCAUCUGGUUUUUGCUUAACUAUGUGUUCAAUAUGGUUUGCUUAAAAAGUCUUCUAGGUGAAAUAAGAAUCUGGUACCGUAACCAGUAUCGAGACAAGAAAGCUUACAGCUCGCAUACUGGUGGUUCUAUAUCUACCAUGAUCAGUUUGUGAAUAAAUUAGAAUGUACUGAAAUACAGAAAGGAUGUUGUAGACAAUGGUAUUAUCAGCAAACGAAAAAACUUUUAUGUGACGAAUGUUGAACGUUGAAUGUUGCAUGUCUAUUCUGUUUUAAUUUUCUUUUUAACUUUUUAUUAAAAUAUAUUUUUCAGAUAAUAACAUAAUAUAUAUAUAUAUAUAGAUGAAUUAUCCUUUUAAAUAUAUUAUCACCUAGUAUAGAUGUAAAUACUCGUAUGCGCGGGCUAAAAACCUAAUUAUUUUAAAACAGAUGAUUUUCUUUCAAAAACUAGGGUUUUACUACAAAAAUAUCUAAUUAUUUAAAAUAUAAAUUAUUUUUAAAACAUAGAGUUCCAUUACAAAAACAUAAAAUUAUAGUAUAAACAUAUGAUUCUACUUUUGACAAAAUAAACAUAAGAUUCUACUACAAAACACAGAAUUUUACUGAAAAAACAUAGAACCCAAUUUCAAAAACAUAGAAUUCUGUUACAAAAACAUAUAACUCAAUUUCAAAAACUUAGAUUUUUUUUUUGAAAGAAUGUUAAAUUUAUUCUAAAAAAAGCUAUUUGUACAAUGAAUGUAAACAACAGUAGAGCUUAUUGUUUAUAAUUAUAACUGAAAAAAAUUAGAAUUCAAGAUAAGUAAUAUAUGAAACUGUGAGGGAAAAUUUCAUCGACUUUCACUGAUAAAACACCUAACCUGAAUGAACAAGUUGGUCUUAUUACACUAUCUGUUCCCACAAAACAAAAGAAGUAACCAACAUCAACAAGAAAAAAGGAAAAGAAAACACACUAAUCAACAAAGACUUAUGAUAUCAUUCAGUUCUCUUCUCCAAAUCUUGAUGAUCAUCCUCUGCAAGCAUAUACCUUUUCCAGAACCAAUGUGGCUUCCACACUCUGUCCCUCACAUCAUCAAUAGCCACACCUUUAGUCUCCGGUAUAAAGAACAAAGCAAACAGUCCCAUCACAAUGAUCCAAGCGCUGAAGAAGAAGAAUAUUCCUGAUCUCAUCCCACAAAGCAUCGAUAA
This is a messenger RNA of Brassica napus (rape), 2831 nucleotides long. Its product is annotated as protein BOBBER 2-like. Gene Ontology annotation, biological process: protein folding. NCBI's taxonomy places the organism in Eukaryota, Viridiplantae, Streptophyta, Magnoliopsida, Brassicales, Brassicaceae. Gene Ontology annotation, cellular component: cytoplasm. The transcript is spliced from 2 exons. The record is from RefSeq and is a predicted model, not a curated record. Bases 875 to 1504 code for a protein of 209 amino acids.